AUGAAUUUUCUGUCACGGGUGAUGUAUAAAAGAGAUAGACAGAAGAAAUCAAAGUUAAGACGUUGCGAAAGGCAAUGGCUGUUUUCAGGCAUUGAUCUCAAUUCCGCUGCUGCCGGUGACGAAAAAUCACGUCCAUUUCCUGGUCAAAUACAUAAACAUAAUAAAUAUCAUUCGCGUCAAAAUCAAUUCCACCAUUUGCAGAUUGACUGUGGUCAACUUUUACCGAAUUCAGCUAUAAUCUUUGACAAGGAGGAAGGAUCUCAAUUGAACCUUGUAGGAAAGAGCAAAGGAAAAUCUGCAUACCGAUCUAUAAUAAAUCCUGAUUGGGACUUCCAAAAGAUGGGAAUAGGCGGGCUUGACAAGGAGUUUUCAGGAAUAUUCCGUCGAGCAUUCGCCUCAAGAGUUUUUCCUCCUGAGUUUAUUGAGCAACUCGGAAUGAAGCACGUGCGUGGUAUUCUUCUAUUUGGUCCUCCUGGUACUGGUAAGACAUUAAUGGCUCGUCAAAUUGGCAAAAUGCUUAAUGCGAGAGAGCCAAAGAUUGUGAAUGGACCACAAAUUCUGGACAAAUAUGUUGGAGAGUCAGAAUCGAAUGUGCGGAAACUGUUCGCGGAUGCUGAAGAGGAAUGGAGGAGAUGUGGAUCCAAUUCAGGUCUUCACAUUAUUAUCUUCGAUGAAAUCGAUGCCAUCUGCAAACAGAGAGGCUCCAUGGCUGGAUCUUCCUCUGUACAUGACACAGUCGUCAACCAGCUGCUGUCGAAACUGGAUGGCGUUGAACAGCUUAACAACAUCUUGGUUAUAGGUAUGACAAACAGAAAAGACAUGAUUGAUGAGGCACUUCUCCGUCCUGGUCGUCUUGAAGUACAGAUGGAAGUUAGCCUUCCAGAUGAAUUUGGACGUCUACAGAUUUUGAAGAUCCAUACUUCUCGAAUGCGGUAAUG
Messenger RNA from Strongylus vulgaris, 938 nucleotides. NCBI's taxonomy places the organism in Eukaryota, Metazoa, Nematoda, Chromadorea, Rhabditida, Strongylidae. The record is from the annotation of a GenBank genome assembly.